GAAGAGAUGUAGGCGGAGGCGCUACAGUCCCAGGUUGGGUACACUUUUCGAUCAAGAUAAACACAGCUGCCCGAGUUACUGGAUCGUACCAACCGUUUUGAUCCGCAUGAGAUUCCUGACGGCGUGGAUAUCGCUCCUCCUGCUUGCCACACUGGAAUUUUGCUAGAGUGGCGGCGCAAACCUGCCAUGCCGAAGGUUCAACACUCUCGUCGUCCUGCGGCGGCGUGUGCGAUUCGUAUCAGCCGUGUCUGACCUACAAUGUGUCGGACAGCACGUCUUGCAACAGUUGUGUGGCCGACUCGAUCGGGGAUUGUAACUAUGUGUGCUACAAUAUCUACCGCGAUGUACCCGUGGAUGAGUCGCUCUUCGUCUUCUUCAUCACUUACGGUACGUACCAGAGCGAGGAGGAGCUAGAAGCUAGAGCCCAAGACUCCUCGUACGAUGCCAAUAUGGAAAGCAUCCCAGACAACACAAGCACCUACGCUUGGGCAAGCAACAAUAUCAUCGCUCGUAUCGAUGCACUGGACUUGCCAUCCGCUACAAAACAAGUCGUGUUGGCUGGAGGCACAAGCUUCGACUUGGUGUUCAAGUCCAAGGUGGUGAAUCUGCAGCUCGCAGAAGAUCUACUAACUUCUCAGGCGCAGGUAACCCAGGUCUGGUUGCUCUCAAUUAAUCUGAAAGGACAGAUUGGCACCGUCAGAGAUCUCCUCCCAUUCUCAACAACAUACCUGAACCUCGCGAACACUCUGCUGCACGACUUUCCAGCAAAUCUACUAUCGCUGCCCUCGAUCUCCUCGCUGUGCAUUUUUUAUAAUCUGUGUUUUCUUACACGUGACUUUUACAUGUCAUUUAAUGAAAUGACGUCCUUCGAGGGCGAUUUUCCUAAUCUUGCUGCUCUCACACUUACUGAAAACAACUUCACCGAGAUCCCCGCUAUCAUUUUUACUAUGACAUCGUUGACGUCGCUGUAUCUAACAGGAAACCCCUUCAAGACACCUAUACUCACGCUGGAUCAAGUCAACUUCCUGGAGAGGCUCACAGAUUUCGACCUGAUUGGAACUGAUUUUCAGGAGGAGACCAAAUGUGAAACUUCAGCGCAGCGCACCAUCCAAGGUCUUGUCAUUUGUGUCAGCGACUUCAUGGUGAGCUCGAAUUCAGCAGGAUCUGGCUCGAACGACGGCGGAUCAGGAUCAACACCGAACUCUAGCACGAUGAUAACUGUGGUUGCUGCAGUUGGUGGAGCUGUCUUGCUCACCAUUUGUGGAGCGAUCUUGUUUUGCAUAAAGACUCGCACCACUGGUAAACCGGAGACGAUGGCUAUGACAGACCCCACCAUGCGUACUACUCGAGACAAUUACGACAACUUGUCGAUUUGGCGCGAUCCUGAACUUCUCUCUCUCCAGGUGAGCGUUGAGGACAUCCAGGAUGUCAAAUUGAUUGGGAGUGGUGCGUUCGGUGUAGUUUGGCUAGUCCGCUAUCGCAGCGCUCAACUUCUUGCUUCGAAGCGACUUCGUGAGGAUAUGGCGACGCGUGAAAGGGUGCAAGACUUUGUGGACGAAAUCAAGAUGGUUUCAAAGUUUAAUCACCCGAGCAUUGUCAAGUUCAUCGGUGCAGCUUGGAGUAUUGAAUCGGAUCUUCAGGCUAUAUUCGAGUACAUGGAGAACGGCGACCUGCGCACAUAUCUGUCGGCUUCCUAUCUGCCACAUUACUGGACACCUACAAAGUUUCAGCUGGCUAUUGAUACGAUUGAGGCGCUUGUCUACGUGCAUUCAUUCAACCCCCCUUUGAUUCACCGCGAUCUAAAAUCUCGAAAUGUGCUGAUCUCGGCAGAAAUGCAUGCGAAAUUGACUGACUUCGGCACGACACGCUACCGAUCGAUAGAUGGAACAAUGACGAUUGGGGUAGGAACUGGUAGGUGGCUCGCACCCGAGAUCAUCUCGGGGAGCACCGAGUAUGACCAGCGGGCAGAUAUUUUCUCCUUUGGGGUACUUCUGACCGAGAUUGAUACACAUAACCUCCGAUAUUAUGACGCCGUUUGUAACGGGGUACGUAGCACUAAGUGUACCCUGGUUACAUGAA
This is a messenger RNA of Phytophthora infestans T30-4, 2079 nucleotides long. RefSeq names its product protein kinase, putative. Bases 450 to 2078 code for a protein of 542 amino acids. Gene Ontology annotation, biological process: protein phosphorylation. The transcript is spliced from 4 exons. NCBI's taxonomy places the organism in Eukaryota, Oomycota, Peronosporomycetes, Peronosporales, Peronosporaceae. Gene Ontology annotation, molecular function: ATP binding; protein kinase activity. The record is from RefSeq and is a predicted model, not a curated record.